Messenger RNA from Glarea lozoyensis ATCC 20868, 795 nucleotides. Its product is annotated as PH-containing protein. The transcript has 3 exons. NCBI's taxonomy places the organism in Eukaryota, Fungi, Ascomycota, Leotiomycetes, Helotiales, Helotiaceae. The record is from RefSeq and is a predicted model, not a curated record. Bases 1 to 795 code for a protein of 264 amino acids.
AUGUCUGGGUUCAUCGCAAAGUACAUCGCUAAGAAGAUUUUGGGGGAGAAAAUGGAGAACAACUUUGGAAAAGAGGAUCCAUAUUUUGAGAGCGUUCCAGCAACUCGAAUCGAUGGAAAGCAGUCCAAGAAAAUGAAGAAGAUGCCCAAAGCUCUUCCACCAGGGAUCUCUGAACACGACGGCAAGGUACUCACCAAAGUAAAGCGACGGGCAUAUCGUCUUGAUUCUGGUUGGAGUCUCUUGGGAAUGCGAGUUGGUUGGUCGAGUGUUAUUGGGAUCAUCCCUUUUGUUGGCGAUGCUCUCGAUGCUUUCAUGGCUCUCAUGGUUAUCCGCACAUGCCAACAAGUUGAAGGUGGAAUUCCCAAGUCUCUAAAUGGACAAAUGAUGUUCAACCUGGCGUUGGAUUUUGCAGUCGGAUUAGUCCCAUUCAUUGGUGACUUGGCUGAUAUGUUGUUCCGUUGUAACACAAAAAACGCCAUCCUCCUCGAAGACUUUCUCCGUAAGAAGGGUGCAAAGGCAAUGAAGGCCCAAGGCCGGACAGCCCAACGCGAUUCAACUCUUCCAGAAGAAUUUGAUAGAAUGAUGAACGAGCAAACUGAAUCACCUCCAUCAUAUAUUAACGAACCAUCAUCCCAACGCCAGACCGGUGGAACUACAUAUAACUCUCAUGCACAAGAGGCGAGAGUCGCCCAGCCGAAGAAGAGUUGGUUUGGAGGUCAAGGCAGAGUCGCAGAUGUUGAACAGGGCCAUGCACGUCAAGAAAUACGCAAUGAUGGCAGGUCGGGCAGACGUUGA